Molecule: messenger RNA, 1874 nt
Organism: Spodoptera frugiperda (fall armyworm)
Lineage: Eukaryota; Metazoa; Arthropoda; Insecta; Lepidoptera; Noctuidae
Gene: Rbbp5
Product: retinoblastoma-binding protein 5 homolog
Exons: 11
Coding region: 152-1600 (482 amino acids)
Cellular component (GO): Set1C/COMPASS complex
Molecular function (GO): protein binding
Source: RefSeq, a predicted model, not a curated record
UCAAAUGUCAAUUUUAGCGUUGUGUACUCGAAUUUUCUGUUGCAGUCUUCGUAAUUAUUUGUAACUUUAUUACAGUAUCCAUUAGCAUUAUACGUGAUCUAUUUUAACGCUAAACAAACUUAUUUACUAAUAAAUAUAUACAUAUAUAAAUAUGAAUUUGGAAUUACUCGAAUCGUUUGGACAGAACUAUCCUGAGGAAUUUGAUGGUACCCUAGACUCAAUAUCAUUGGCAGCAACAUGUGCAUUCAAUAGAAGAGGCACUUUAUUAGCUGUGGGUUGCAAUGAUGGCAGGAUAUUUAUAUGGGACUUCUUGACAAGGGGCAUAGCUAAAUCAAUAUCAGCUCAUGUUUAUCCUGUUUGCAGUCUUAGUUGGUCGAGGAACUGUAAAAAGCUCCUUUCAGCCUCAACAGACCAUAAUGUAUGUAUAUGGGAUGUUUUGUCCGGAGAAUGUGAACAACGGUACAGAUUCCCAACACCUAUAUUACGAGUUCAAUUUGAUCCGAGGAAUGACAAGAGAUUCUUAGUGUGUCCGAUGAGGCACGCAGCACUGCUGGUUGAUACGGACGGGGAACACAAAAUAUUACCUAUAGAUGACGAUGGUGACAUAAAUGUAAUAGCCUCUUUCGACAGAAGAGGUGACCAUGUGUACACAGGCAAUGCAAAAGGGAAGAUAUUAAUUUUAGACCCUCAGUCUUUAGCUAUAAAGGCUAGCUUUAAGAUCACAGUCGGAACAUCAAGCACCACUAGCAUCAAAAGUAUAGAAUUCGCAAGAAGAGGAGACUGCUUCCUGGUAAACACAUCGGACCGUGUCAUUCGAGUAUACGACACAAACACAGUACUUAAGUGCGGCGUCAAUGGCGAGCCAGAGCCUAUACAGAAACUACAGGAUCUUGUCAAUAAAACAACAUGGAAGAAAUGCUGUUUCUCUGGCGACGGAGAGUACAUCUGCGCCGGAUCAGCUCGGCAACACGCCCUCUACAUUUGGGAGAAAUCCAUCGGUAAUCUUGUCAAGAUCCUACACGGGACUAAAGGAGAACUACUGCUCGAUGUCGUGUGGCAUCCUAUUAGACCGAUCAUUGCUAGUAUUAGCGCUGGUGUAGUAUCAAUAUGGGCACAGAACCAAGUGGAGAACUGGUCAGCCUUUGCGCCGGACUUCAAGGAACUGGACGAGAAUGUGGAGUAUGAGGAACGGGAGAGCGAGUUCGAUGUAGAAGACGAAGACCGCUCGGUGGACCAGGCUGGGGAGAGCCAUGAUGAUGAGGAAGUCGAGGUGGAUGUAACUACUUGCGAGCCUGUAGCGGCUUUCUGCAGUUCAGACGAAGACGGAGAGGACGAACAAAUGCUGUCCUUCCUACCCAUUGCACCUGAAAUAGAAGACCCAGAGGUAGGUGAAGCGAUAGAAGAUGGAUGGGCAGCCACACAGGAGACUGUGACACCGACAGAAACCCCUGAGAAACUGGAGCCGGCUGCUAAAAGGCCGAAAAGCAAAACAUACGAUAUUUCGCUCAAGAUAGCGCCACCUGAACAACCUUUAUCAUUUAGUGGCAAAAACAAGACAGCGGCGGGAAGUAAAAAAGUUGCCGGCAGACCUCGAAAAUAAAGUAUUAUAAUAUAGUUUGGAUACAAUUAUUUGUAUGUAUUAAAUAAUAACACCAAUGCAAUGUAUUGAAGUGCUAUUAUAACUUCUAUUUUGUUAGGGAUGCAUCCAAUAUCGACCUAAAAUAAAUUUAUUCAUAUUGUUACACACUUUGUAGUGCGCAAAUGCGCAUCGAUAUCGAUGCAUCCCUAAAAUAAUAUUAUGGACAUAAGAAUUGAAAUAUGAAAUGAUGAAAAUUAUUAUUGUACAAAUAAAACACGUUACUUGUAGGAGAAAA